AUGAGAAAAACUACUAUUUCUGAUGAUGAUGAUGAUGAUGAUUUUGAUCGUCCAUCACCACUUUUACAAACACAACGUUUUACAAAAUCUGGUACUGUUGGUACAAAAAAUUUUCAUACAAUACAAACAAAAUCAAAACAUAAUGAAGGAACAAAUUUAAAUUUAAAUUUAAAUGGAGUAAAUGAUGAUAAUGAUAAAGAUAGUUUAAAUGAUUCUGAUGAUGAUACAAGUACUAAAACAGGUCGAAGUUCAUCAAGUCUUACAACAAGUCAAUCAACACCUAAACCAAAAGAACGUUCAUUUCUUAAAAAAGAUACAGAAAAACCAAAAGUAAAACCACGUCAUACUGGUAUUAGUGAUGAUGAUGAUGAUGAUGAUGAUGAUGAUAAUGAACGAAAUGUAUUUGGUAAAACAAAAACAGAACCAAGUCCAAGACAUCAAAUAUUAUCAUUACGUGAAGAAGAAGAAAGAAAUCAAUCAUUUAUGAAAACUUUUACACAUGAAAAAAAACGACAAUCACCAACAGAUAUAUUUUCAACUGAUCGUAUAUCUGUUAUACAAAAAGAUCGUACAAAAUUUUCAAAUGAUCAUGAUAAUAAGAAACGUAUAGAUAGUGAUGAUGAAAAUCUUACAAAUAGACAAUCAAAACAUAAAGAUUUUAUAAAAUCUCGACAUUCAUCAACAAGUAGUGAACAAUCACAAACACAAAAACCUAGUAGUCGAAGUAAAGGAAUAAUAGAUCAAAGUGAUAAUGACGAUGAUUUUUUAAAAAAACAAUCACAACGACAAAGUUUUAAAAAAGAAAAACAAUCGUCUCAUGAUUCAGUACAGGAUACUGAUUCAAAUGUUAUUCAACAUCAAUUAUCAUCAAGUCGACCUGGUUCAGCAAGUAAAAAAGAAAUUGACUCUGCUCGACGUUCAUCAUACUGUGAAGAUCAAGAUUCAGUUAUACCUUCAACAACAACAAUAAAUCAAAAACCUCAAUCACGACCAACAUCAGCUAAAUCAAAUACAACACGUCAACAAACUCAAUCAGCUAUUGAUAUGGUUACUUCUGCUAAUGUUCCACCUACACUUGAUCCUUUAACAUCAAAUAAUGAAGCACUUGCUGCAGUACUUCAACCUCCACCAUCACCUCCUCCUCGUUCAUCGGCAAGACUUCCACCUAGGCCAAAAUCAAAUUUAAAUAAAACAACAACCAUAGGAGGUAUUAAUAAAAAACAAACAUUUAAAAUUCCAUCUCGUUAUCAAGAAAUUACAUCACGUGUUGAUACUGGUCGUGCAUCAACUUCUACAAUAGAUUUAACACGAUCUAUUGAACGUGCACUUCAAAAAGAACUUAAAUCACAAACACUACCAAGACCACAAAGUGCUCGUACAAGAAAACUUUCAGCAACAAGUAAUCAUAAUAGAAGUCAACGACGUCGAUCAUCAUCAGCUUAUGAACAUGUUCAACCACGUGUCAAUACAAAUCGUUCAAUAAAUUUUGAUGAAUUAGAUACAAGUAAAUUACGUAAUGAUUCAAGUCAAACAAUAAAAGAUGCUGUUUAUCUUGAAUGGUUAAAAAAUAAAGAAGAUAAAAGAAAAGUUGAAAAAGAAGAAUUAAAACAUUGGCAAGAAGAAAAAUCUAAACUUGUUGAUAAAUCUACAGUUGAACGUAGAAUUCGACAAGAAGCACAAAAACUUGAACGUUGGCGUCAAGAAAAAGAAAAAGAAAUUAUAGAAAAAAAACGAAUAGAAAAUGAAUUAAAACGUAAACAAGAAGAACAAGAAAAACAAAAACAAAAACAAAAAAUAAAUGAUGCUAAAGAUGGUUUUGAAGAUUGGAAAACACAUAAAGAGGAACAUUUAAAAGAACAAAUUAAAGAACGUAAUGAUAAAAAAGCUGAAAUUGAACAACGACAAGAAGAAAAACAAAAGAAAGUUUUUGAAGCUGAAAAAGCUUAUGAAAAAUGGAUGAAUAAAAAAAAAGAACAAACAAAAAAAUUCAAUGAAACACACAAACAUGUUCGAGGAGAUCAAUUAAAAAAACUUCGUGAAAAUGAAGAAACUAAAUUUCUUAGUUCACAAGAAGCUUAUGAAAAAUGGCUUCAAGAUAAAGAUAAAUAUGAAAUUGAAGAAAAACUUAAUACAAAACGACGAAAUUCUCUUACAAAUAAACAACAACAAGUACCAUUUUUACCAGGUGGUUCUCAAAAAAAUACAGGACAAAUUCGGCAUAAUGUUUGGUAA
This is a messenger RNA of Rotaria sordida, 2232 nucleotides long. NCBI's taxonomy places the organism in Eukaryota, Metazoa, Rotifera, Eurotatoria, Philodinida, Philodinidae. The record is from the annotation of a GenBank genome assembly.